Hyaloscypha bicolor E is the source of this 696-nucleotide messenger RNA. RefSeq names its product Calcipressin. Gene Ontology annotation, cellular component: cytoplasm; nucleus. Gene Ontology annotation, molecular function: calcium-dependent protein serine/threonine phosphatase regulator activity; nucleic acid binding. Gene Ontology annotation, biological process: calcium-mediated signaling. NCBI's taxonomy places the organism in Eukaryota, Fungi, Ascomycota, Leotiomycetes, Helotiales, Hyaloscyphaceae. The record is from RefSeq and is a predicted model, not a curated record. The transcript has a single exon. Bases 1 to 696 code for a protein of 231 amino acids.
AUGUCAAUAGACCUCUCCUCUAUUCCGCCUCUACAACAACCAACUCCUCCUUCGAACACCCUCCUCAUCACCAAUCUCCAGGAUGCCGAAAUCUUCCGCGCCGACAAUCUCCAAACCAUCAAAGACCUCAUCAACGCCUCGGCGCCUAUCCACUCGUGGGCGCCGCUCAAAUCCUUCAGGCGCAUCAUAGCCUCCUUCUUUGACGAGGACUCCGCUAUUCGGAUCCGUCAAAUCCUCGAUGGCGAAGCAAUAAUGGGCGAGCGUGUCAAGGUGUAUUUCGGCCAACCAACCAACAUCGAACCCAAAGACGAGCAUCUCAAUCUGCCUGAUGCAGGGAAGUUGUUCUUCAUCUCGCCUCCGCCUUCUCCUCCUCACGGAUGGGAAAUGAAGUUAGAAGACGCACCAAAUAAACAGGUACAUGCGGAGGAUUUGGCGGAGGCAUUGGCGAAGCUACAUCACAAGCCGCGGACAGAUCUCCCCGCAAGCCCAAUAAGUGAUGGGGAGCAAGAGCCGGGAAGAGCACGCAGUGGAUCGAGCACGACGAUAUAUCACCCGAGUGAACAUGGGUGCAGUCCCAACCUGCCGGCAAUUUCGGUAGAGGAUUUGACGGGCGAGAGUAACAUUAGUCCGAUUGAGACGGAGAAGCCUAUUCUUGCUCAUACUUCAAGACCACCAGUAGAGUUGAUGGAAACGUGA